This is a messenger RNA of Sphaerodactylus townsendi, 1034 nucleotides long. It is a transcript of the gene GMPR2, whose product is annotated as guanosine monophosphate reductase 2. Gene Ontology annotation, biological process: nucleotide metabolic process. The record is from RefSeq and is a predicted model, not a curated record. Gene Ontology annotation, molecular function: GMP reductase activity. The coding region runs from base 135 to 1034 and encodes 299 amino acids. The transcript is spliced from 9 exons. Lineage: Eukaryota; Metazoa; Chordata; Lepidosauria; Squamata; Sphaerodactylidae. Gene Ontology annotation, cellular component: GMP reductase complex.
AUGAGGAGCUGGAAGUGGGUGUCAUAGAGACCCUCUCCCAUUAGUUACCCCACGUGCCUGAUGGGACCCCUCCAGGGUCUUGGGUUCCGAUCCACUGCAGAGUUGCAACAGGAGCUGCCACACGGAGGUCCAAGAUGCCACACAUCGACACAGACAUCAAGCUGGACUUCAAGGAUGUCCUCCUGAGGCCCAAACGGAGCACCCUCAAGUCCCGCAGUGAGGUGGACCUAAUGAGGUCUUUCGUGUUCCGGAAUUCCAAACAGACAUACGCUGGUAUCCCCAUCAUUGCCGCCAACAUGGACACGGUGGGCACCUUUGAGAUGGCCAAGGUCCUCUGUAAGUUCUGUCUUUUUACAGCCAUUCACAAACACUAUAGCCUGGAAGAGUGGAAGGAGUUUGCAGCCCAGAAUCCAGAGUGCCUUCAGAAUGUGGCAGCUAGUUCAGGCACUGGGGCCUCAGACUUCAAGCUGCUGGAGCAGAUCCUCAAGGCUGUGCCUCAGGUCCGCUACAUCUGCCUGGACGUGGCCAAUGGCUACUCGGAACACUUUGUCCAGUUUCUGAGAGACGUGCGGAAGAGCUUUCCAGACCACACCAUCAUGGCUGGGAACGUGGUGACAGGGGAGAUGGUGGAAGAGCUCGUCUUAUCAGGAGCCGACAUCAUCAAAGUGGGCAUUGGACCGGGCUCAGUUUGUACCACGCGGAAGAAGACGGGGGUGGGCUACCCCCAGCUCAGCGCCGUCAUGGAAUGUGCCGAUGCCGCCCACGGGCUCAAGGGGCACAUCAUUUCGGAUGGCGGUUGUAGCUGCCCAGGGGAUGUGGCCAAGGCUUUUGGUGCCGGCGCGGACUUCGUCAUGUUGGGCGGGAUGCUGGCCGGACACACCGAAUCAGGGGGGGAGCUGAUUGAGAAGAGGGGCAAGAAAUACAAGCUGUUCUACGGCAUGAGCUCAGAAGUGUCCAUGAAGAAAUACGCCGGGGGCGUUGCCGAAUACAGGUACGGCUUCAGGGACCAGGUGACGCGUCCCUGCUGGAUCUGA